Ilex paraguariensis (yerba mate) is the source of this 2597-nucleotide messenger RNA. The record is from the annotation of a GenBank genome assembly. Lineage: Eukaryota; Viridiplantae; Streptophyta; Magnoliopsida; Aquifoliales; Aquifoliaceae.
CUCGAUAAAGGUACCAUUGCUGUCUCUCAGCACCGUCCCAACAGCGAAUUCUUUGUUUUACUUUCGAAUGCGUUCAGAUUUGGGAGUAGAGGGGACUUCCAUUUGAUUGUAUCGAGUAUAGUCGGUGCACGAGACUCUCAUAAUUAUGGACUCUGUAGAUUCUUCAAUCGCUUCACCUGUGAAUGUAACCACUGCCUUCAAUGGCCUUGUCUAUUGCUAAAUUUGCUAUCCUCCUCUUGGCUUUCUUUCCAUUUCAACUGCCAUGUUCAAGUGCAAAAAUAUGGAUCAGAUCUGGAUACUGGUUCUCAGGCAGUGGUUUACCCAUCACAGAUAUUAACUCAGCUCUCUACACCCACCUUAUCUGUGCUUUUUCAGGCCUCAAUUCUACCACACACCAGCUUUCAAUCUCUUCGUCAGAUAACCCCUACUUCUCUGCCUUCACACGCACUGUCAAACUAAAAAAUCCAUCAGUUAUUACUCUUCUGUCCAUUGGUGGUGGCCUAGCCAACUACUCAGUUUAUUCAUCAAUGGUUGGCCGAUCCUCCCAUAGGAAGUCCUUUAUUGAUUCUUCAAUAAAAACAGCAAGAUUAUAUGGGUUUGAUGGCUUAGAUUUUUCUUGGGUUUCUGCAAGUGCUGGCUCAGACUCAGACAUGACCAAUAUAGCCAACCUUUUGGACGAAUGGCGAACAGCUAUAGAAUACGAAUCCAGAAACUCUAGCAAUAAUAGUACACAACUUAUUUUAACCAUGGCUGUUCGGUACUCACCAGAUCUUGAUGCUACAGGUUUUCCGGUUGAGUCUAUAAGGAACAACUUGAAUUGGGUUCAUGUAAUGGCAUAUGAUUACUACAAGCCCAAUGGGACGAGUCACACGGGUGCUCAUGCUGCUUUAUAUGAUCCAGGGAGUGUACAAAACACAGAUUAUGGUAUAAAUUCUUGGAUAAACAGUGGAUUAUCAGCUGACAAGCUGGUUUUGGGUUUGCCUUUCUAUGGCUAUGCAUGGACACUUGUGAACCCAAACAACAGUGAAAUUGGUGCACUAGCAAAGGGACCCGCAAUUACUGAAGAUGGGUCAAUGAGCUAUAAGGAUAUCAAAGGGUAUAUUCAAAGAUAUGGAGCUGUUUCAAUGUAUAAUGCAACUUAUGUGGUGAAUUACUGCACCAUUGGAUCGACUUGGAUUGGUUUUGAUGAUGUUGAGGCUGUCAAAAUUAAGGUUGCUUAUGCUAAGAAGAGGAAUUUACUUGGCUACUCUGUGUGGCAAGUCGCACAUGACGACAAUUGGGUGCUUUCUGAAGCAGCUCAAGAAAAGGAGAACGAUCAUCAAAACAAGCGGAAGCGGCCAUUGCUCCUAAUUAUUUUGCUUCCAACAACAGCAAUAGUACUUCUCUUACUAGGCUCUGGGAUGUUGUACCGACGGAGGAAAUUGAUUAUAAGCAUAUUUAAAGAUAAGAAUUCAGAGUCCAAAAUGGAAACUACUAUGGCAGCUGCUGCAAGUACAGAUGCUCCUAAUUUGCGAGUAUUUAGUUUUGGUGACAUUAAGGCAGCAACAAAUGACUUUUCGUUCGAAAAUAAGCUUGGAGAGGGUGGGUAUGGACCCGUUUACAAGGGUAGGUUGAAGGGACAUGAAAUAGCAGUGAAAAGACUUUCAAAAACUUCUAAACAAGGAAUUGAAGAGUUUAAGAAUGAGGUCAUACUUACUGCAAAGCUACAACACAUAAAUCUUGUGAGAGUUCUGGGAUUUUGCACUGAAAGAGAAGAAAAGAUGCUGAUCUAUGAGUACAUGCCCAACAAAAGCUUGGAUUUCUAUAUCUAUGAUCCAAUAAAGCGAUUACUUUUAGACUGGGGAAAACGUGCUCGCAUCAUUGAAGGGGUUACUCAAGGGCUCUUAUACCUCCAAGAUUACUCGAGAUUAACGAUAAUUCAUAGAGAUCUGAAACCUAGCAACAUUUUAUUGGACAACGAGAUGAAAGCCAAGAUAUCAGAUUUUGGAAUGGCAAGAACGUUUCACAAAGAUAAAUUUGAAGCAAACACAAGCCGAAUAGUUGGAACAUAUGGUUAUGUUCCACCCGAAUACGUAAAACAUGGAAUGUACUCUAUAAAAUCCGAUGUUUUCAGCUUUGGGGUUUUACUUCUUCAAAUCAUAAGUGGGAAGCAAAAUUCAUGUUUACAUGGUCCACUUGAAAACUUGAACCUUCUUGAAUAUGCGUACGAGCUGUGGAACGAUGGAAAAGGCAUCGAGUUUAUGGAUCCAACUCUAGAUGACACAGCUUCGUUGUGUAAGUUGAUGAGAUGCAUGGUAGUUGGCCUGUUAUGUGUCCAAGAAAAUCCGGUGGAUAGACCAUCCAUGUUAGAAGUUUCGUCGAUGCUUAAAAAUGAAACAAUGGCAAUUACUUCUCCCAAAAGGCCUGCGUUUUCUACUAAAAGCAAUGGAGAUGGAGAGAAUGCAUUCAAUCCACAGCAAGAAAAUUGGUCAGUUGAUAAGGCAUCGAUCACCCAAAUGGUAGCUCGAUGAGGGUUUAUCUUUUGUAACAGACAGGUUUAUAAGUAAGGUUGUCAAAACAAGUAUCGCAACGCGUAUUGUUUUUCAAAAAUAAUUUAU